AUGGCUCAUAGGCCGCACGAUGUGCUUUCCAAGGUCGAGCGCGAUGCACUUAAGGAACGCAGGGCCGACAGCGACCUCGUUAUCGUGCCUGCGGACAAGAGGCGUUCAACGGUCGUAUUGGACAGGACAGACUACGAUCAAAAAGCCAAAAGCUUGUUGGAGGAUCGUCAGUCCUAUGUCCCAUGCGAAUCCAACCCCAUGAAAACGCUGACACGCGAGAUGAACGCGACGCUUUUGGCAAUGGAGAACUCAGGUGCAAUAUCGCCAAUCGACCGACGCAUGGCGCGAGCACAAGAAACGGCCCUAGCCCGAUUCUACGGUUUCCCAAAAGUGCACAAAGAGGGCGCUCCUCUCCGGCCUAUCGUAUCACUAAAGGGCACUCCAACCUACGGACUGGCAAAGUGGCUAUUCCAACGUCUCAAGUUUCUGACCUCCGAUUCGAACACCACAGUCAGCCCGUCAACGCAAUUCUUGGAGAAACUUAAAGGAGUAAGUCUCCUGCCAAGCGAUAUCAUGGUUUCCUUUGAUGUCACGUCCCUUUUUACUUCUAUCCCGCAGGACCUGGCAGUCGAGACAAUCGAACUACUCCUACGAGAGAAGUACGACGAAACGGAGAAUCGCCUCGGACACGCCCAACUCAUCCAGCUCCUGAAGUUCUGUCUCAAGACGUACUUUACAUUCGACGGAACAAUCUACGAGCAGGUGAAGGGAACGCCAAUGGGUUCGCCGAUUUCGGGACUCAUAGCCGAGGCGGUCCUUCAACGGCUGGAGUCGCUGGUUUUCCGACACCACAGACCGAAAUUCUGGGCUCGGUAUGUGGAUGACACCUUCGUCGUCAUCGAACGGGAUCAGGUGCUGACUUUCAAAGAACAACUCAACGCCGUAUUCCCGGACAUUCAAUUUACGAUGGAGGAGGAGGAGGAAAACAAUCAGCUGGCCUUCCUGGAUGUCCUCGUCUGCCGCAAAGAUUGUGGUGGCCUAAAAACCAAAGUGUUCAGGAAAGCGACAAAUACGACGCAAAUACUGAACUUCAAUAGCAACCACCCGAUCAGUCACAAACGCAGUUGCGUAAGGGCGCUAUACCGGCGUGUUGAGACGCACUGCAGUGAAAUGGAAGACAAGGUUGCUGAAUUACAAUAUCCUAGACGGGUAAUGAGAGCCAAUGGUUACCCGCGCAACUUUGUCAACCAGUGCAUACGAAAAGGACACCAGAGACCAAAUCCAACUAGCCCCAAAUUUUGGCGGGCUCUUCCGUACGUGAAGAACGCCUCGGAAGCCGUCAGUCGUCUUCUCACUCCACUUGGAGUUGGGGUUGCACACAGGCCGGAAGCAACCAUUAGGCGCCAAGUAAUGAGGCCAAAAGACCCGCUGCCACGGCAGGAAACGUCUGGAGUCGUUUACCGGAUCUGA
Molecule: messenger RNA, 1410 nt
Organism: Spirometra erinaceieuropaei
Lineage: Eukaryota; Metazoa; Platyhelminthes; Cestoda; Diphyllobothriidea; Diphyllobothriidae
Source: the annotation of a GenBank genome assembly